AUGGACCUGCAGCUCGCGCCACCGCCGCUCGCCAACCUCCGCCUCCUCGCCCACCGCCCCAAGGCCGCCUCUGCCUGCACCUCCACCUCCACUGCCACCGCCGCGCCCUCCACCUCCUGCUCCUCUUCCACGGAGCAGCCCCUCAAGCCCCGCCCGCGCCUCCCGCGCCAGAGCCCCGCGCCCAGGCCCCGGCCCCGGCCCAACCCCACCCGCCUCCCCGCCCUCUGCGCCGCCAUCGAGCGGCACGCGGCGGCGGGCCGCCACGCCGAGGCGCUCGACCUGUUCCGCCUGGCCCGCGCGGGGGCUCCCUUCACGCCGCUCCCGGCGCGCACCUACCAGGCGCUGCUGCUCGCCGCCGCCGCGCUGCGGGAGCCCGGCACGGCCGCAGCGGUGGCCUGGCACGUCGAGAGCUCCGGCUUCGAGCUCGACCUGUACACGCACAACCACGUCCUGCGGGCGUACCUCGAGUGCGGCAUGCUCGCCGAGGCGCGCCGGGCGUUCGACGGGAUGCCUGACCGGAACGGCGUCACGUGGGGGAUCAUGAUGGGCGGCCUCGUCGACCGGGGCUGCCCCCGCGCCGCGCUGGCGCUGUUCCAGGAGAUGCGGGCGGAGGCGGCCGGCGGGGACGCGCCGCCGCCGAGGUCCCUCGUGGUGGCUCUCAGUGCGGCUACGUCCUCGGGGUCGGCGCGAGCCGGGCGGCAGCUGCACUGCUGCGUUGUCAAGGUGGGGGCGUGUGGUGACGUCACUGACCGGUACCUGGCGUGCGCACUGCUCGACAUGUACAGCAAGUGCGGCUUGAUUGAUGAGGCGAGGCGGGUGUUUGACGGGCUGCCACGGCCUCAUCGGACGAGCGUCGUCGCGUGGAACUCCAUGUUGGCGGCGUAUGUGCUCCAUGGCCACAGCGAGGAGGUGCUGGAGCUGUACCAAGAAAUGUGCAGGAGUCGUGUCGCCAUGGACCAGUUCACAUUCUCGACCAUGCUAGGGGUGUUCUCUAGGUUGGGGCUGCUGGAGCAUGCGAAGCAGGCGCACGCUGGCUUGAUCCAGAGAGGAUUGCCACUGGACAUUGUUGGGAACACGGCGCUUGUGGACUUGUAUUGCAAAUGGGGAAGGAUGGAGGACGCAAGGAAUGUCUUUGAGAGGAUGCCUAGGAGGAACUUAAUCUCAUGGAACGCUCUGAUUGCUGGAUACGGCUACCAUGGCAUGGGGGAUAAGGCGAUCGAGAUGUUCGAGAGGCUGAUAGCUGAGGGUGUUGCGCCAAACCAUGUGACGUUUCUGGCAGUGCUGAAUGCGUGUAGGUUUUCAGGUCUUGUUGACAAAGGGAAGAGGAUUUUCCAGUUGAUGACUGAAAACCUGAGAAUGAAACCAAGGGCUAUGCAUUAUGCAUGUGUUAUUGAGCUUUUUGCUGCCGAGCAGCUAUUGGCAAUGGAACCUGAUAAGAUAAACAGCUAUGUUGUGCUCCUCAACUUGUAUGUUAGCUCUGGUAGACAGGAUGACGCCUGCAAGGUAGUUCAAACAUUGAAGAGGAAAGGUUUAUAUAUUCAUAACGCUUCUAGCUGGAUCACAGUCAAGAAAACGGAUCACAGGUUUUUCUUUAAAGAUACUUUGCAUCCACAAAGUGCUGAAAUAUACAGGAGGCUAGAUACAUUAAUGAAGGAUGUACGAGAAGCUGGCUAUGUUGCUGAGGAGAAUGAGUUGCUCCCUGAUAUUCAUCCCGAAGAGCAAAAGAUAUCGAGAGCUUACCACAGUGAAAGAUUAGCAAUUGUUUUUGGCCUUAUCAGCACAUCUCCACAUACUCCCUUGAGGAUUACUCAAAGCCAUCGUUUGUGUAGUGACUGCCACAAGGUAAUUAAGUUUGUGGCAAAAGUUACCAUGAGGGAAAUUGUUGUAAGGGAUGGUAGCAGGUUCCACCACUUCAAACUCGGGAUCUGCUCUUGUGGUGACUACUGGUAA
Miscanthus lutarioriparius is the source of this 1950-nucleotide messenger RNA. Lineage: Eukaryota; Viridiplantae; Streptophyta; Magnoliopsida; Poales; Poaceae. The record is from the annotation of a GenBank genome assembly.